This is a messenger RNA of Dimorphilus gyrociliatus, 1465 nucleotides long. The record is from the annotation of a GenBank genome assembly. NCBI's taxonomy places the organism in Eukaryota, Metazoa, Annelida, Polychaeta, Dinophilidae.
AAUGAACAAGAAAAAACUUACCAGCAAACCCUUAAAACAAAAUUUGGAAGAGGAGGAAAGUGAUGAUUCUGGGUUAUUUGAAAUGUUGGACUGUCUAUGCUUAGAAGAUUUAGAAGGUGGCGAAAAUAAGUCAAUAAAUGGCCUAAAUAUGGAAUUUUGGAACGAUAUCAAUUUCUAUUGGGACUAUAGGUGGCUUCUUAGCACUGAUCGUUCUGAUAGUAGAUGGUUUCCAAGAUCAUCCAACAAUACCGUACUCCAAGAUAUAGACACCCUAGCUCUUCUAAGGAAGUUUCUGUUAAACUAUAAGUCUGGAAUCGAACAAGAUCAUAUACAUCGUUAUAUUUUGGGGGAAUUGAAUUGGCUGAUUGAGCAUCGAAAAUUUCUCUACAUGUUACAAAAAGAAGAUAUUAUCAGAAGAGAAAUUUAUUAUAAUAAGGCUCUCGCCUAUUCAUUGAAUGGCUUGGGUAUUCCUCUUUAUCCACAAUCUGAGACGAUAACGCAAGUAAUAAAUAUGAGGAGACUUUCAUUUUCUACUUUUGAAGUACAAACUGCAGCCACGAUAGGCUAUUUGGAAGAAUAUUCGUUUAAUUUACAACAAAGUUUCGAAUCUUCACCAGUUUAUUAUCCUGAUGUUGGAGAUUUUGUAAUUGUGAAAAGUGAUAUGUAUUAUAGGGCUACAGUGAAAUUGGUAUUCAACACUGAAUGCUUGGUUCAAUUGACUGAUAUAAUUGGAGAUCGUAUGAUUCAAUUUCAUAAUAUACGCGAAAUCCCUGAGAUGCUGGCACUGCAGCCUAUCCUUAUAUUCAAAGCCACUUUCCGUUUACUGCAGAUUUUUGAUUUCUUGGAUGACAACCAAGCUUUUAAUACGCUUCUUGAUUAUUCAAUCAGAAGACCUGGAACAGCAAUCAUAAAUCUAAUGGCAACUGGUGGAAUGGCAAUGUGUAAACUAUUAAUUAAUGGCCAUGAUAUGAUUAUGUCUAUAAUUUGUGAAUUUUUUCAACGAUUUCAUUAUAUUCAUAGGUCAGGGGAUGUAAUGAAAUGCAUUUAUUCUAGCAUGAGCGGAAAUUACGGUACCGUUUUCGUUCAACAUAAUUUAAAUGGUUUGGAAAUUUUAGAUUCAUUCACUAAACGUUUAAUUAUUAGAUGGCAUACGUUAAAAACGUUAACAUUUUUCAAACCUGGAGAUUUUGGGGUUGUAAUGUUUAAAGGAAAACCCCAUAGAGCUAUUGUUCAAAAUUCAGAAUGCGGAAUACAUAGACUAGUUGAUGUUGGCACUUUAGUACAAACUCCAAGAUUAUUUUGUAUACCAGACGAGUUGAAAGUUUUUCCACCCCAAGCAGUUGAAAUUCCUGUUAUUCCUGAAGAUCAGCACAAAAUUAUCGAAAUGCAAUGUGGAACACCUCUACAAUUAUUAAAUACCUAUCACUGGUAUAAACUGGUGGAAGCUAAUAAAGAUUUUCCAUAG